This is a messenger RNA of Rhea pennata, 993 nucleotides long. RefSeq names its product transmembrane protein 14A (gene TMEM14A). NCBI's taxonomy places the organism in Eukaryota, Metazoa, Chordata, Aves, Rheiformes, Rheidae. The transcript has 5 exons. Gene Ontology annotation, biological process: regulation of heme biosynthetic process. The record is from RefSeq and is a predicted model, not a curated record. The coding region runs from base 109 to 432 and encodes 107 amino acids. Gene Ontology annotation, cellular component: mitochondrial membrane.
GGGAGCCCGCGCCGGGCCGCGGCGAGCGGGCUGAGCUCCUCCAGCUGCCGCCGUCCGCCCUGCCGAGCGGAUGGAGCCCGGCGCGCACGGCGAGCUGCGCGUUUUCAUAUGGAGAGGAUUGGGACCAUGGCUAUUGACUGGAUUGGUUUUGCGUAUGCUGCAUUGCUGGCUGUUGGAGGUGUUUUAGGAUAUACUCGUAAAGGUAGUAAAAUCUCUUUAGCUGCUGGUCUCACAUUUGGUUCUGUGGCUGGUUAUGGAGCUUACUGUGUAACAUGUGAUCCAAGAAGUGUGAAGAUAUCAUUGUUUUCAGCUUUUCUUCUGACCAUUAUAAUGGGAAUGAGGUUCAAGAGGUCCAAGAAAUUAAUGCCAGCUGGACUAGUAGCAUGCCUGAGCCUUUUGAUGAUUUUGAGACUUGUUUUUAUGCUGCUAUAGGAGAAUUUAGCAACUUAAGAGCUGAAGUCUGACUAUCAUGCCCACCUGGCAAACAGGCAGGCUUUCCAUACUUAAAAGAUAAGUUUGAACAGAAGUCUUAUUUUGUGUUUAUCUUUUCUGUAAAAGAUCUGUACCUGAAAUAUAGUUUUUGGCAUUUGCUGAUAUUUUGCUAGCUUUUCUAAAAAAACAAAUGAGUGUUUUGUUGAUGAUGUAUUUUGAUCUACUUUUGUUUACUCAAAGGAUCUUUACUUGUAAGUCUGAUUGUUUUCAGAGGUGCUGAGCACCUCAAGAAAUUAUGUUAGCAAUGCACUGUAUUUUUCAAAGAAAAACAUAUGUAGAUAUAUCAUUAUGCUGAAGAGGUAUAUUGUAUUGGACCAUAAUUUUGUAGCUUCUGAGAUUAAGUAAUUAAUUUUAAACACAGCAUCAGUUACUACUCAGUAAAGGCAUGUGCCUGUACUGUGUUGCACUAGAAGACAUACCUUCCUUUCAAACCUAGCUGUCUUCUUCCACUGGUUCUAAAUGUAAAACCAUAAUCAGUAUUCAAAUAAAAAGUAAAAUGUU